Messenger RNA from Loa loa (African eye worm), 3498 nucleotides. RefSeq lists its product as hypothetical. Bases 1 to 3429 code for a protein of 1142 amino acids. The record is from RefSeq and is a predicted model, not a curated record. NCBI's taxonomy places the organism in Eukaryota, Metazoa, Nematoda, Chromadorea, Rhabditida, Onchocercidae. Gene Ontology annotation, molecular function: carbohydrate binding. The transcript has 21 exons. Gene Ontology annotation, cellular component: endoplasmic reticulum membrane.
AUGAGUUCUGUGGAUGCAGUUAAAUGGUUUGCACUGAUUUUGCUAUGUAUUUCAACAGUAACAGCUGAAGUUUACAGUUGCGGUGGUUUUGUCAAAUCACCAGAUGUUCCAAUCGAUUAUUCGAAAUUACAGGUUAAACUAUUUACUGCUGAAGGAAAUUUAAAAUUUGAAACAGAAUGCAGUCCAACAAAUGGUUAUUAUAUGAUUCCGGUAUAUAACAAGGGCGAUUAUUCAAUACGUCUUUUCGCCCCUGAUGGAUGGUUCUUUGAACCAAGUACUUUUGAUCUGAAAGUAGAUGGGAAGAAUGAUUUAUGCACCAAAGGUGAAGAUAUAAAUUUUGUUUUGAAUGCUUUCGCUGUGGAAGGUAUGUUACGAAGUGGUGAUGGUCAUGGACCUGCCGAUGUUGCAUUGAUUCUUAUUGCCGAAAAUGGUACCAUUGUAUCGGAGUCAAAAACGGUUGCAAAUGGUGCAUAUCGAUUUCGAGCAUCACCCGGAAAAUAUUUAGUAUCAACCGCAGGUAAUAGCACAGAAUGCAUUGAGCGUGGUAAAGUACCGAUAUCGGUUACGACAUCACCAGUUCGUGUAUCACCAGAUUUGAAAAUAUCUGGACAUUUAUUGACAGUUGCUGUUUUAUCCAAAAAGCAUCAAAUAGCUGAAGUUUCAGUAGCACUUUAUUCGGAAACUGCUAUAACGUUACAAUAUUGUGAUGAAGAACAAGAACUAGCUGAUGUGGAAAGAAAAGGAGGAAAACUUGGUCGAAAGCUUGCUUGUAAAAUAAAAACUGAUAGCAAAGGUGUAGCUGAAUUCCCAUGUCUUCCGCCAGGAUUGUAUACCAUCCAGCCAUCUCUUUCCACCGACAAAGUUCGUUUCAGUUUCUCACCGGAAAUGAAGGAAAUCACCAUGGGGUCAUCCGCGGAAAAGGUUAUCUUCAACACGCUUGGAUUUAGUAGCAAAGGUCAAGUGCUGUUAUCUGGACAGCCAGUUGUCGAUGCAAUUGUUUAUGUAAAUGGUGAAACAAAAGGAAAAACCGAUGCAAGCGGAUGGUAUACACUUGACGGUUUACAAGAUGAGGAUUACAAAAUAACUGCCAAAAAGGAUCAUUUUGCUUUCAAUACGGUAAGCAUCAAGUUGACUGCAAAAAAAGCUGAAAUUCCGGAUAUCGUUGUGGAAAGUGUAGACGUGUGUGUUACGGUGAAUGCGGAAGAAAGUACUAAUCACGUAAUGUCGAUCGUUUUUACAAAUGAGCAAACGAAAGCCGUGAAAUCACUGAAUACAAAGAGCGAUGGAAAGAUAUGCAGUUUGUUAGCAGUUGGUAGAUAUGUCGUAUCGGUUUCAUCCGUAAGCGAUGCAGUAAUGACGCCAAAACAACGUGAAAUUGAUUUGUCGAAAGGUCCUGCACUUGAUGUUGUAUUUAAUCAGUUCAGAACUGAUGUGAAUGUUCGUGUCAUCUGUAUAGAUGAUUGUGGUACUUUGAAGAUAGAACUGUGGAAGGAAGAAGUAUUAAUAAAAAACCUUGAGGGCAUUGAUCAAUUUAUUUUUCAUCAAGUGGCACCGGAUUCCUACAAAUUGAAAAUAGUUGAUAACGGUCAAUUUUGUUGGGAAAAAACUGAAAUGGAUAUCGUUAUCGAACAUGCUGACUUGGAUAACCUCAUAUUUCGUCAAGUAGGAUAUCGAGCAACAACCCGAUUGUCACAUCCGGCUAAAGCGAAAUGGAGCAUGUUGGAAAAACCUCAAGUUAGUGGUUCGCUUAAUAUACCAGCUGGACAGUUUUCUUUCUGCAUUCCUUUAACCGGCAUUUAUACCGUGAUAUUUGAAGCUUGUCAUAAAUUCGACAAGCAGUCAUAUGAAAUCAGUAUCCCACAAGAAGUUCCACUUGUUGCAUCUGCUUCGAAAUUUCUGAUUUCUGUUUCGAUUGAAUUGGAUCACAUGGUGAAUCAGCUUGAUGAUUUUGCCUUAUCUGUCAAGUCCAGCACUGACGAGCAAAUGAUUCCGGUAAAUUCUUCAACAGAAAAAAGACUAGCUUUCAUAUUCUAUUUAUCAGCUUUGGAUGCUGAUGCCCAUGUUAUACUUACACCUCAAUCGAAAACUUACCUUUUCAAUCCAACUUCUCAUAUUUUCAAGUUCAGCGGUGAAUGUCAUUUGGACGAAAUAACUUUUAAAGCUGAUAAGGGUAUCUUUUUGGAAGGCCGAGUGGUGCCAGCUGUUAAAGGCGUGAAUAUCCGUUCACCACAUACAAGUGAUCCAAAUGUCAUUCUUGAAUCAGUGACUGAUGCUAACGGCAAAUUUAGGAUAGGUCCAGUGCGAAGUAUUAAAGAUUUCGAUAUAUCAGCUGAGAAAAGUGGAUAUAAAUUUGAGAAAACAGAGAAGUUAGAAGUGUUGAACGCCAUAAAACUGUCACAGCUGAUCAUUAUUGCUACUGACGCUGAGACUGGUGAACCACUUUCUAGUGUACUCAUUUCUUUGAGCGGUACUGAGAAUUAUCGAUCGAACAGUUUUAUCGAUAAAAUCGGGAAAAUCAUCUUCGUUGGCUUGCGACCUGGCGAAUAUUUCUUGCGUCCCAUACUGCAGGAGUAUAAAUUUGAUCCAAAAUCAAUCACAAUAAAUAUUAAAGAAGGUGAAUUUGAAACAGUAAACUUGAAGGGGCAUCGAUUUGCAUAUAGUGUUUUUGGCAAAGUUUCAUAUCCAACUGAUCAACCAGCACCAGCAGUGACUGUUGAAGCAGUGUCAGAGCAAUGCAAUCAAUUGCAAGAGGAGGAUACAACGAAUGAAAAUGGUGAAUAUCGGAUUCGUGGUCUUCAUCCGAAAUGUGUCUAUCGGUUGGUACUAAAAACACCGAGCGGUCAGCGCUUGCAGUCGUACCCAACACAUUAUGAUAUCGUGGUAAGUGCUGAAGAUGUCAAAGGCAUUGAUUUCGUGUUAAUACAUAUCGAAGAGCGGGUAGAUGUUGCUGGUAGUGUUGUAUUUGUUGAUACUGAUUCACCACCGCAGUAUAAAAUUGGUCUUUACAAAAAUAGUAAUUUGGUUCAGCAGGCAACCGUUGUGGCACCUUCUACCGUAUUUUAUUUCGAAAUUCCUACCGUGGAUAAUGUCGUAUAUUCGGUUCGAUUUGAGACAAAUUAUGGUACAAUUAAUCAGAAGUUCGAUUCUAACGAGGUCUUUUUCACCGCAAAUGAAACAUUUAAAGCCGUAUCGUUAAGUAUAUAUCCGCAGCGGAAAUCUGAGGUGGAAAUAUCUGGUGGCAGCUAUUUCGCACUUCCAUUUUUCUUCCUCAUUGCAUACCUAUUUUUCAAUCAUCAAAAGGCUAUCUCUUUUGUUGAACAAAUAUUUCUUCGACUUUCGAACAUAUCGUUACCCCACCGUAGUUUAUCACCUAACGACGAUUAUGUUGAUGCAGCUAGAAAACGACAAAAACUGAAAAAAGCACAGUAGUGAAGUAAUUGGUGAUAAUGGAAUUAGUAUUGUUAUUAUUAUUAUUAUUAGGUAUUAUUAUGGGAGUUC